AUGGCCGACGAGUUUACUCGCAUUGUCGAGGAGAUGAUGUCAACUCCCCCGAACCCAAAUGCGCCCUUACCGCUGGCGAACAAGAAAGGCACGAUGUUUGGUGUCUCGAUACCAUUCCACGUUUUGUGCUGGAUUGUCGUAGGCUUCCGUCUUCAUACUCGCCUGCGAGUUGUUCGUGAACCUGGUCUCGAUGACCUCUUCGUAGUCCUAGCGGCUGUGUUCAACUUGAUAUCUAUCAUAGCCUUCCUCCACGGCACCAAUUAUGGCAUGGGUCACCAUCUUAUCUACACCCUACGAGAGUUGCAACCAACCAUGAUCUGGCUGUAUAUCACAAAUGCUGCCUAUCAUACGACCACUGUCUUUAUCAAGAUAUCCCUACUCCUACAGUACCUGAGGCUCUUUCAGCAGGGCGCUCGCCGCAUCAUUUGCAUCGUACUUCUCGCGUUGGUGAUAGUAUGGGGCCUGACUUUCUCAUUCAUGGCUUGGGUACCCUGCUUUCCAGUAAGGAACUUCUGGGAUCGACAACCUGGCUCUAAAUGCUACGGCUUUGGGUAUCGCACUAUCAAUGAGGCGAAAUUCACGAUCCUCGCGUUUGCUGCGACGAACAUGGCGUUCGACAUUGCAAUAUUCCUCGUCCCGAUCACGGAAUACUUUAGGAAAGAUCUCAGACGGAAACAGGUGCUUGCCAUGACUGGAUUGUUCGCCCUCGGUUCGAUUGUCGUACUCAUGGCUAUCCUCCGCCUUUGGAGCACCUUCAAGAACAGUCAAAGCAUGACCCAAAGUUUCGAUUUCACAUGGUGGUACCCCGAAGUCCUCAUCAUCUCCUGCCUCGAAAUCGACUUCGCUAUAAUGUGUGCGUCCAUGCCUAUAUUCUGGCCCACCGUCAUGGCUUCCUGGACCCAAAUCUUUGUCACGAACGAGGUCCGCGUUACGCACCACGAACGUCUGCCCAACGAUAGCCGCGAUAACUUCGAGCUGGUCAGGAACACGUCGUUGAAGAGCACAGGGAGUGCGGAGGAAUUGGCGAGGGUUACAAGCGAAGAGCAGGACACGGUGUAUGGUGGAUUUGACCCAGAGACGGGCAAGGAUGGAAGAUUUGCUGCUAUGCGGGUAGAGCACGGUAUGAUGUUGCUUCAUCACCUUGCGCUGCUCAUCUCUUUUGCGACGGCGCACAACCAGCAUCAUGAGGAAACGGAAACACCUGCAGUCCGGACAUAUUUCUACGUUGGAGGUGGCUAUAGUGAAGACGGCAAGGGUGGCCAUAUUUUUAAGGACCAAAUGUAUGUCGAAAAGCUAUCGCCAGUGUCCACCAAACAGCAUGACACGGAUCCCAUUGUCUUAAUCCACGGACAAGGGCAAACGGGCACAAACUUUCUCGUGAAGCCAGACGGGGGCAUGUCAUGGAGCUCACGAUUCCUUGAGGCUGGCCAUACUGUCUACAUCGUGGAUCAAACCUUCCGCGGACGCUCCGCUUGGGCACCGAGAGCUGGUGCUGAUGCGCCGUCAACCUAUUCUGCUGAGCUUAUCCAAGAACGCUUCACUGCUCCACAGCAAUAUCGUCUCUGGCCCCAAUCUACCCUUCACACUCAAUGGCCAGGAACAGGCAUCAUGGGCGAUCCUGUUUUCGACGCUUUCUAUUCCUCCAACGUCCAGUUUAUCUCGAAUGCCACCUAUCAACAAAGCACCAUGCAAGCAGCAGGAGCACAGCUUUUGGACUCGAUCGGUACUCCCGCGUGGUUGCUUGGCCAUAGCCAAGGAGGUCUUCUGCCGUUGCUCAUCGCUGAUGCACGGCCUCAUCUCACGAAGGGCCUACUCUUGGUGGAGCCGACUGGUCCGCCCUUCCAGGAAGCAGUCUUUGGAUCUGCGGCAGCGAGGAAAUGGGGCUUGACAGACAUACCGAUGAAUUAUUCGCCUCCGGUCACUGACCCCGCGAUCGACUUAGUACAACAGGUUUAUCAGCCUACUAACCUGACAAGUAACAAUGUUACUGUUUCUUGUGUGUUGCAAGCAGCUGAGCCAGCCCCGAGACGACUUCCUAAUCUUGCGCCGCUGCCCAUUCUCACCGUUACGUCAGAAACUAGCUACCACGCGCCGUACGACUACUGCACUGUCAACUUUCUCAAGCAAGCUGGCUGUUCCAAGGCUGAACAUCUUGAGCUUGGGAAAUUCGGUAUUCAUGGCAAUGGGCAUAUGAUGUUUAUGGAGAAGAACAGUGAUGAGAUAUGGGAACGUAUCCAUGAUUGGAUGGUGGCUGCUAAGUAA
Alternaria metachromatica is the source of this 2262-nucleotide messenger RNA. RefSeq lists its product as uncharacterized. NCBI's taxonomy places the organism in Eukaryota, Fungi, Ascomycota, Dothideomycetes, Pleosporales, Pleosporaceae. The transcript has 6 exons. The coding region runs from base 1 to 2262 and encodes 753 amino acids. The record is from RefSeq and is a predicted model, not a curated record.